AUGCCCGGAGUGUGGGCGCGCGGGGGCGGAGCCCGGCGCCGCGUGCCCCGAAUCGCCGCGCAGGGGGGCGUGGCCAGAGCCCCGCCCUCCGGCCAAUCAGCGCCGGGCGGCGGCAGCGAGCCAACGGGAGAGAAGGGGCGGGGCCUCCCGGCGCUCAGCCACCAAUGGGAGCGGGGCGGGGCGGGGCCCGGGCCGAGGCACGUGCGGCCGCGCACGUGUCCGCGUGGGGCCGCCGCGGGCGGGGCGGGAGCGGCACCGGGGACACGGAGACCGGGACACCGGAACAGCGGCACCGGGACAGCGGUACCGGCACCGGGACACCGGAACAGCGGCACGGGAACGGGGCACCGGCACCGGGACAGCGAUACCGGCACAGCGGUACCGGCACCGGGACAGCGGCACGGGAAACGGGGCACCGGCACCGGGACAGCGGCACCGGGACACCGAUACCGGCACAGCGGUACCGGCACCGGGACACCGGAACAGCGGCACCGGCUCGGGAAACGGGACAGCGGCACCGGCACAGCGAUACCGGCACCGGGACACCGACACCGGCACCGGGUCACUGAUACCGGCACAGCGACACCGGCACCGGGACACCGAUACCGGCACCGGGUCACGGACGGGAGCGGCGGCACCGGCACCGGGACACCGGCAGCAGCGCAGGUGCAGCCGCGGGCAGGCAGCCCGGGCUGGGUGACCCCGCUGGAGCUGAGCGCAGCCAGAGGCUCCCCUGGGGGGGCCACCAUGGAGCCCCCCGCCCGCGCCUGCUCCUGCGGCUCCCCCGCCUCUGACAGCGGGGCCGAGGCCGGCGGCUCCCCCCGGAGCCCCCCCAAAGCCGAGCGCAGCCGCAAGCGCCCGGGGGGGCUGGAGCGGGCAGCCCCCGACUCGCCGGGGGGGAAGCGCCCGCGGAAAGGGGAGGGGGGCGAUGCCCCUCCCAGCGAUGGAGAUCGCCUCUUCGCCCAAAAGUGCCGGGAGCUCCGGGGCUUCAUCCGGCCGCUGGCGGAGCUGCUGGAGGGGCUGCGCCGGGGCCGCUACGACAGAGGGCUGAGCAGCUUCCAGCAGAGCGUGGCCAUGGACCGGCUCCAGCGGAUCAUCGGCGUCCUGCAGAAGCCCGAAAUGGGCGCUCGCUACCUGGGGACGCUGCUGCAGGUCGAGGCCAUGCUGCGCCUCUGGUUCCCGCACGUCGCCCCCAAACCCGCGCUGGAGCCGGCUCCCCCCGCGGCCGCCCCGCGCCGCCGCCCCCCCGCCGGUCCCCCCGGGGCUCCCCGGUGCCGCCGCCUGCCCGGGGAUGUCCCCCUGGGCUCGCUGCAGCAGCGGGGGUCCCCGCCGUGCCAGCCCGGGCCCCCCGAGUCCCCCCCGGCGCCGGACGUGUGACACCCCCCCCGGCUCGGGGGGGGAGAUUUCAUCUGCAUUUCUCGGUUUUGCCUUUUA
This is a messenger RNA of Passer domesticus (house sparrow), 1434 nucleotides long. It is a transcript of the gene CIART, whose product is annotated as circadian associated repressor of transcription. Gene Ontology annotation, biological process: circadian regulation of gene expression; negative regulation of DNA-templated transcription. The record is from RefSeq and is a predicted model, not a curated record. The transcript has 6 exons. NCBI's taxonomy places the organism in Eukaryota, Metazoa, Chordata, Aves, Passeriformes, Passeridae. Gene Ontology annotation, molecular function: RNA polymerase II cis-regulatory region sequence-specific DNA binding. Gene Ontology annotation, cellular component: nucleus. Bases 1 to 1377 code for a protein of 458 amino acids.